This is a messenger RNA of Verticillium dahliae VdLs.17, 1392 nucleotides long. RefSeq lists its product as uncharacterized. Gene Ontology annotation, biological process: regulation of lipid storage. The transcript is spliced from 2 exons. NCBI's taxonomy places the organism in Eukaryota, Fungi, Ascomycota, Sordariomycetes, Glomerellales, Plectosphaerellaceae. The record is from RefSeq and is a predicted model, not a curated record. Bases 1 to 1392 code for a protein of 463 amino acids. Gene Ontology annotation, cellular component: endoplasmic reticulum.
AUGGAAGGCACGUCAGCGCCUGGCGCCAAGGGCCUCGACGGCACCGGCACCAUCACACCCACCACCGACACGACAUACGGCGCCAUGUCACGAUCCUCUCAGCCCGCCGCCUCCCUAGCGGCGCCUCAGUCUACAGAACCUGAACCGCUUCUGUUCUCGUCUUCCUCCUCUUCGACCAGCAGCUCCUCGCCGACGCCCAUCAUGGAUGCCCUCUCGCGUAUCCUUGAUGCCCGCCCCAGCGCCGACACCAUGUCCAUCGUAGCCACCACAGUCAUCGUGACAUUGGCCACCUUCUACUUUUGUCGUUACGUCCUCUAUCCCAAGUGGAGGCGUAUCAUCCCCAGUCCUCUUCGCGCAUCCCUGCCCAAGGAAGCUUCCCAUGCCAUCCACGACCAUAUCUACAACCCAGACACACUCCCCGGCGGCCGUGAUGUCACUACCCCGUACGGCACCGUCCGGGUCUACGAGUUUGGCAACCUAGAAGGGCCCAAGGUCCUCCUCGUCCAUGGCAUCUCUACUCCGUGCAUCACCCUCGCACCACUUGCUCGUGCCCUCGCUGCCCGCGGCUGCCGAGUCAUGGUCUUUGACCUCUUUGGCCGCGGCUUUACCGACGGAGUGGGCGACCUGCCUCACGAUGAACGUUUGUACACGACCAAUAUCUUGCUAGCCCUCGCCUCUUCGCCCCUGCCGUGGACCGGCCAGCACGGGUUCCGCCUCGUCGGCUAUUCCCUCGGCGGCGCACUCGCCGCCUCCUUCGCGGCGUCUUUUCCCCACAUGGUCGAGUCUCUGAUCCUCCUCGCCCCUGCCGGCCUCAUCUCCGCCGCCGACUUCGGGACGGUGGCCCGCCUCACCUUCCGCUCCGGCCUCGUGCCCCGGCGCCUUCUCGCCUUUGCCACAAAGCGCCGCCUCCAGCGCCCCAUCGCCGCCUCCACCAACCGCAAACCCACCCUCCGCCAGCAGCCCUCGGCGACGGGCAAGAUUCUCGACGUCGCUGCUUCCGAGACGACUCAUCCCAGCAUCCCGCCUCCCGAGAUGCCUCUUGAGCGCCGCGUCGACGACUACGUCCGCUGGAUGGUCACCCACCACGCCGGCUUCGUCCCCGCCUUUAUGAGCUGCAUCCGCCACGCCCCGCUGACCGACCAGCACCCUACCUGGGCCCAGCUCGGGCGGGUCAUGGGCAAGGGCCGUACUGCCGUCUUGCUGGCGCAGGGGGACGAGAUUAUCGACUGCGUCGACUAUGAGCGCCAGGGCCUGCCGCUGCUCGGAGGACCGGACGCCGUGCACUGGCGGGUCCUCGGCGGGACGCACGACUUUGUCAUGACGCACACGGGCGACAUUGCCGCCGAGCUCGAUCACUUCUGGGGGAUGAAGGCGCCUGAGGCUGAGGCUUGA